Messenger RNA from Corvus hawaiiensis (hawaiian crow), 3809 nucleotides. It is a transcript of the gene SULF2, whose product is annotated as sulfatase 2. Gene Ontology annotation, cellular component: endoplasmic reticulum; cell surface; Golgi apparatus. The coding region runs from base 9 to 3035 and encodes 1008 amino acids. Gene Ontology annotation, molecular function: N-acetylglucosamine-6-sulfatase activity; glycosaminoglycan binding; calcium ion binding. NCBI's taxonomy places the organism in Eukaryota, Metazoa, Chordata, Aves, Passeriformes, Corvidae. The record is from RefSeq and is a predicted model, not a curated record. The transcript is spliced from 21 exons.
UCCCCGAGAUGCGCAGGGUGAAGAGCGCCUUGGAGGGACCGCAGGCUCCCUGCAGGCUUCCCUCUCCUCGGCUGCGCUUGGGUGGGAGCCCCCGGCUAAGGGCUGGAGGAGGCGCCUCGCAACAGAUGGUUCAAGCCGGCUCCCGGCUCCUAGCGCGGCCCGCAUUGGCCAGCGGCGCGGCCCGGGCGGAGGAAGGGCGGGCUGCAGUGGCGGCUCCGCGGCGGGAGUGCAGCGCCCACGUCCCAGCUCCCUCGCCUCCAGCGAGGCUGCCGAGACCACCUCCGCUCCGGAACGUCGGCCGUCUCUCACGGCUGCAGUCACCUGAGACCUGCAAAGAAAAAGAAAUAGAAGCCAUUAAGCUACCUUGUUCAGAGAGAACAUUAAAUCAGCACAACAUGGCACAGCAUAGUAUUGUCCUUGGAUUAUUCAUGAUGACUGUUUUGUCACUGUUGGAUGGAAGUUCAGCUUUCCUGUUAAAUCAACGUCUGAAGGGAAGAUUUCAAAGAGACCGUAGAAACAUCCGCCCAAACAUCAUCCUUGUUCUUACUGAUGAUCAGGAUGUAGAACUUGGUUCUAUGCAAGUGAUGAAUAAAACAAGACGUAUCAUGGAACACGGAGGUGCUCAUUUCAUCAAUGCCUUUGUGACAACGCCCAUGUGCUGCCCAUCUCGCUCCUCUAUUCUUACGGGGAAGUAUGUCCACAACCACAACACUUACACUAACAAUGAGAACUGUUCUUCUCCAUCCUGGCAGGCUCAGCAUGAAAUACGCACGUUUGCAGUGUACCUCAACAAUACAGGGUACAGGACAGCUUUCUUUGGAAAGUACCUUAAUGAAUACAAUGGCUCCUAUGUGCCUCCUGGUUGGAAAGAAUGGGUUGGAUUACUUAAAAAUUCUCGAUUUUACAACUACACACUCUGUAGAAACGGAGUGAAGGAGAAGCAUGGAUAUGACUACUCCAGGGAUUAUCUGACUGAUCUGAUUACCAAUGACAGUAUUACCUUCUUUAGAAUAUCAAAGAAGAUGUAUCCUCACAGGCCAGUACUGAUGGUUAUAAGCCAUGCUGCUCCUCAUGGCCCUGAAGAUUCAGCCCCUCAGUACUCACAGCUCUUUCCUAAUGCCUCACAACACAUUACUCCCAGUUAUAACUAUGCUCCAAACCCAGACAAGCACUGGAUAAUGAGGUAUACCGGUCCCAUGAAACCCAUACAUAUGGAGUUCACUAACAUGCUACAGAGAAAGCGCCUUCAAACACUCAUGUCUGUGGAUGACUCUAUGGAGAUGAUUUACAAUAUGUUGGCUGAAACAGGAGAACUGGAAAAUACGUAUAUAAUAUACAUGGCCGACCAUGGUUAUCAUAUUGGGCAGUUUGGGCUGGUGAAAGGGAAGUCUAUGCCAUAUGAGUUUGAUAUCAGAGUUCCAUUCUAUGUCCGAGGACCAAAUGUGGAGGCUGGGUCCUUGAAUCCUCACAUUGUGUUGAAUAUUGAUCUUGCACCCACAAUUCUAGAUAUUGCUGGAUUGGAUAUUCCAUCUGAUAUGGAUGGUAAAUCCAUUCUAAAGCUGCUGGAUUCUGAGAGACCAGUCAAUAGGUUUCAUUUAAAGAAAAAGAUGAAGGUGUGGAGAGACUCAUUCCUAGUGGAAAGAGGUAAACUGCUGCAUAAAAGGGAGAAUGAGAAGGUAGAUGCCCAAGAAGAAAACUUUCUACCCAAAUACCAGCGCGUGAAAGAUCUCUGUCAGCGAGCUGAGUAUCAAACAGCUUGUGAACAGCUUGGCCAGAAAUGGCAGUGUGUGGAAGAUGCCACUGGAAAGCUCAAGCUGCACAAGUGCAAGGGAAUGGGAAACUUGGCAGCUGCAGGCAAUGGCAGAGGCGCCUCCAAUAUUUUGCCCAAGUAUUACAACAGGAAUAGUGAAGAUUGCAAUUGUGAAGAGAAUGAAUACAAGCUGAGCCACAUCGGACAGAGAAAGAAACUCUUCUCCAAGAGAAAAUUCAAACCAAGCUAUGUCCGGAAUCGCUCUGCCCGUUCUGUAUCUGUUGAGCUGGAUGGAGCUGACUAUAACCUGGGUUUAGAGGAUGGUUACCAGCCCAUCUUACCAAGGAACAUCACCAAGCGGCACAAGGUGCAGAGGGCUGUUUUCCAGGAGGAGGAAGAUAGAGACAUGGGGGAAUACAGUGGCACUGGUAGCAUUGCCGAGUACACAGCCCCUAACCUGAUCAAAGUAACCCACAGGUGCUACAUCCUGGAGAAUGAUACCGUUCAGUGUGACACAGAUCUGUACAGGUCACUGCAAGCUUGGAAGGACCAUAAACUACAUAUUGACCAUGAGAUUGAAACUUUGCAAAAUAAAAUAAAAAACCUGAGGGAGGUGAGAGGUCAUCUAAAGAAGAAGCGACCUGAAGAGUGUGAUUGUAACAAGCUAAGUUAUCAUUCAAAACACAAGAGCAAACUGAGACACAAAGGAUCCAGUCUUCAUCCUUUCAAGAAAGCCCUACAGGAGAAAGACAGGCUGUGGCUGCUGCGAGAGCAGAGACGGAAGAAGAAACUGCGUAAAUUGCUUAAGAGAAUUAAAAAUAAUGACACAUGCAGCAUGCCUGGUCUGACCUGCUUCACCCAUGACAACCAGCACUGGCAAACUGCUCCCCUGUGGACACUGGGCCCUUUCUGUGCCUGUACCAGUGCCAACAACAACACGUACUGGUGUUUGAGGACAAUCAACGAGACCCACAACUUCCUGUUCUGUGAAUUUGCUACUGGAUUUUUGGAGUAUUUUGAUCUCAAUACCGAUCCAUAUCAGCUAAUUAAUGCAGUGAAUACGCUCGACAGAGAUGUUCUUAAUCAGUUGCAUGUCCAGCUCAUGGAACUCAGAAGUUGCAGAGGGUAUAAGCAAUGCAAUCCAAGAACUAGGAACAUGGAUCUAGGACUUAAAGAUGGAAGCUACGAGCAGUACAGGCAAUUUCAGCGUCGAAAAUGGCCAGAUGUGAAGAGACCAUCAUCUGCCAAGUCACUAGGACAACUGUGGGAAGGCUGGGAGGGCUAAUCUCCCCCAUGUGCUGCACCUCCAUGAGGAUACAACCUGGCCAGGACUUGAAUCCAUGUACAGACUAAAAGAAUUGUAACAUUUGCCUGAAGAACUGGAUAAACUUUGAGGCUGAAAUAGAUAGAAUGUUUGCACUGGUGAGUGAGUUGAAUAGAAGCAGUGAAAUUAUGGGAAAUGCUGUCAGAAAUACAGGUCUCUGAAAUCCACUGUUGUACUGGCUUUUUUGCUUUGGAUUAUACCUCAUCAGCUUCACAAGGCAUUUUACUUCAAGACACAACUGACGCUGAUUCAGGAAUUGAUACAGGAGGAAACCUAGCCACAUCCCAAAGAGGACUGCCACUGCAGCGGCAGUGUUUACACAGACAGUUGAAGGGACCUUAAAACAAUUUCCAGUUCACUUGUAUCUUUAGUUGUCAUGAGAAAAACUUCAAAGCCAAGUACAACUCUAAAGCAAGAUUUAGAAAACAAGCUUUUUCUUAUCACUGGGGUAAAGGUAAUGGUCGAAAAGAACUUUGAAAAGAUUCAGGAACUGAAGUCAGCAGCACUGAGUGUUCUCAAUACCAUGGAAUUUCUUCAAUUUCCUCUGAGGAUACAUUUUAGUUCCACAUCUACUUGUUCAUCGUAUUGUCACCUCUAUGAAUAUUAGAGAAAAUCUUGUCUAACAGGAUGCCACAUUUUUGGAGGGGUUGUGUAAAUAUUGAUCAGUAUACUGUUUGAAAAUAAAUUCCUUCAGGUUGUGAAGAAAUUUGUUAAUAAAAAAGAGUAUAACACCCA